CUGCGGCACCAGUUUCCUAUAGUUAUUUUGUCAAUGGCGGACAGUCAACGUAACGGACGGGGAAUAUCAACACUGUAACCCGGGAAAAGACAACCUGAAACGCGGGUGGCUAAUUAUUAAUAGAAGCCUUAAACCAAACUCUCCAAUACUGAGGCUUUAAUAACAGGCGACAGACCUCUGGAAAUAAGUUAUAUGGUUGAUGCUAACAAGCUAGCUGGCUAAAAUCUGACAGUAGCCUAGCUACAGUAGCAGCGGCCUGGGGUUUUGUAAAAGUAGGAUUUUCUGACCAUCAACAAAUUAGCUAGCUAGCUAGCUAGCAUCACUAGCCAUGGACAUCUAGAUUGGAGCGUCACUCGUACCGGUGUGAUGUGGAGCUCCAAGCGGAGUGAGCCACACCUGACUCCCCUGGCGCAGCCUACUGGGCAGGAUAACGGGAGAGAGCUGUCAGCUGCAUGGACAAGUCUGAAUCAGACCAAAGCUGCUUUGCGGCACAUUGAGAACCGCCUGGAGGCAGCUCCUGGCUCUGGGGUUCUGCUGGAAUCCAUCAUGGAUACAAAGAAAAGCUCUGGGGGCGCCACAAGGAAAGUCAGCCGCAGGGAUGGGCGGCGCACAGAGGACUGCUCUCAGGCAGGUGGAACCUCCAAGUCCAGCACAAGAAGUCGUCGCAGCCCAGACAAGACCUCCCGCAGCCCAGACAAGAGCUCCCGCAGCCCCCUGAGGAACACCACGCAGGACAGCAAUGUCCGUAGGAACAACUGUGUGGAGUUCAAGGAGCCUCUGGCUUCCUAUAGGGAAGCGACUCCACCACCCCUGACCUCCUCCCAGCUGGAGGCCCACAGUCUGCAGUCGGAGGUGGCUAACCCCCCUCCCCCGGACUUCCGUCUCAGCCAGCUGGUCUACCAGAGCGACACCCGAGACCAGCAAACCCGCCGAGACCUGGACAGCACACACUCGUCUGCUCUGGACAGCACCGUGGUGCGCUACCUCAACGACCGGCCCGCGCUGGACACCCUGCGUCCCCCAAGCCACGCUACUGCAGCCAGAGACCCUCACAGGGAGGAGGGCCCGGAGGACAGGCCCAAAGCACACACCCUGGAGUGCCUGGCACCACCCUCAGCAGAGAACUCUUCGUCCUCCAGUCCUGGCUCAGCCUCCCAGCGGCUGGAAAACUUAAGGCGAAGGCAGCCGGAUGACAAGCUGGAGAAGCUGAAGGAGCGGAUCCGCAGGCAGAGAGAGCACCUGGAGGAGGCUGCAGAGAGAGACGGGUUGCUGGGGUACCUGGAUCAGACAGUGGGCAUCGCUGGAGCUGUGGAGAAAACCACCGCACCCACAGCUAAAGUGCGCAAAGUGGCAGCCGCACCUCCGGCACCUGUAUACAAAGGUUUCAGCAGUAGUGAGACAAAGAUCCGCACUCCUGAUGGGAAAGUGUGGCGAGAGGAGGAGUUCCACAACCUGAGCAGAGAGAUCUACAGAGACCUGUCUCGCCAGCUCUCAGACAGUACCAAGCCCCAGCAGCGGCCCACAGAGAAGGCUAAGGAGAGGAAGCCGUCCAAGCCUGUGAGGAAAGUCCAUCAAUCAGCUCCUGUUCCUGACCCAAAGACCAAGCCAGUGAUCAGCACCACGUCAUGGCGGGAGGGCCAGAAGAUGGUGAAGAUGGUACUGGGUCCCGCUCCACGUCUGCCUCGAGAGCAAAGGCCAGAGCCCACAGACAGACUGGCCAGGACAGGACCCCUUCCCCGGUCAAAUUCAGACCACCGUCCGGAGCUGAAGCAUCGGUCCAGACCCAGCAGCCGAGACAGGAUCACCCAUCCCAACCUUCAGUCUGCAGGCCCAGCCAAGGACAGGGCCCCCAACACAGACGACCUCUCUGCAGAUAUCCGGGGCAUCCUGGAUGACCUGCAGCUGAAGAGCAGAGCAGAGGAGCGAGGUCCAGCGGAUCCCAGGAGAGGUUCAGAGUCCAGGGCCAGAACCACAGCAUGGACGACUGGUGGCUCCUCCUUAUGGGGCUCCCGAAGUGCCAGCCCUGCCAAGCGCAACAAGCCGGAGCCCUCAGAGCCAGCGCCCAGGAAGAGGCACUACGACUCCGACUCAGUGCGCCAGUACAUCGCCCGGCAACAGGAGGAGCGCAAGAGACGUCAGGUGGAGGAGCGGAGGGCUCAGAGGGAGGAGGCGGAAAGGAAGAGCCAACGUCUGCAGGAGCUGUACAGGAAGCAGAGAGAGGGGGUAGCCAAUAAGGGCCCUGCACUACCGGAAAGCCCAGUACAGAAACGCCUGCAGGAGACCUACACCAAACUACUUCUGGAACAGGCUCAGCUAGGAGAGGAACCUCUGCCUUCCCAGACACAGCCAGCAUCUGCCACAGUCAUUUACCAGCAGAAGUCCCUGUACCAGCCAUCCGGGGAGUCGGACAAGGAGAACAAGAGACAGGAGAGACCCCAGAGUGCGUCCUCCAGCAGUGACCUGUCUCUUUCUGAGCCCCCGCCCCCUCCACUCUCAAGGAAUGAGUUGGGCUUGGGAGUUCCAUCGUGGCUGCAGCCAGACCGCCUGAGUUCUGCAGUCAGACCCUCCACCGCUCUGGCUCCACCCACAGACCAGCUCUUCUCCCCACUCUUAGGCCCGGAAACAGCAGGGAGCUCUGGUGGGAGGGGAACCAACCCCCCAGCAAGGCCCCAGCACUCUACUCUCAAUGGAGCUGGCAACAAGACCAAGAUGAACCGCAUUGAGGCCCUGAAAGCCACCGCUGCGUCCCUGUCCACUCGCAUAGAGAGUGAAGCGAGGAAACUGGCUGGCGCAGGGAUCAACUAUAGCUGUGCAUGGGACAUGGAUGUGACUGGUCUGACCCCUCCGGAUGACGGCCACUGGGCCAAACCUGUGAGCCCACCGGUCAGAGAGAGAGCUGAUGCUGCUGACGAGCUGUCCAUGAGGAUCCAGAGGCUGCUGAGUGCUGGCCAGAGCACAUACAACGGAGCUCUCCCAGGGGUGGGCAACCUGCACAGCUUCAGAGAGCAGAGAGACAGGACCUCUGCUCCAGGCAGCAGGCCCCAGACAGCCCCAGGCCUCAGCUCCCAUAAGGAGCCAGAGGAGGAGAAGGGAGGGAAGACCAUCACCCAUGACUCCAGUGGUGAGUCCAUCAGUGAGGGCCCACUGCUGAGCGAAUGCAGCCUGUCGGAGGGCGACGGGAGCCCCCUCACCAACAUAAAGGGGGUCCCAAAACCGGCAGAGAGUCUUGGGGCUCUGGACUUCUGUGCAGGCCAGCGGGAGGGCUUCCAGCCCAUCUCUCACUUCCAGAGAGAGGCAGAGAAGUACCCGGGGCUCAGCCCCCUCUCUCAGCAACGGGACAGCAGCCGUGGCCCAUGGGAGGAACUGGCCAAGGGAAGCCCUCAUAGUGUCAUCAACAUCUUCACCAAGAACCACCUGCUCAACCACACCAAAGUUGGGGGAGAGGAGCGAGCAGACCGGCGUUCCCCUCCUGUGCAUUGUGGCCUGUCUGCAGCCAGCUUAGUGGAUGGGGCACCAAUGUAUGAGGAUGAUUUUGUGUCAUCCCGUAGCAGCGGCGGCAGCAGCCAAUAUAAGAAAAGAUACAACGGACGCAGUGUCACGAGUGGGAACAGUCACUAUGAUGAGUUGAUGAGUCGCAGGUCCCCUUAUGACACCAGGACUGUAGUAGACCUGCCAUCCCAUCACUCCGCAGGCUCCACACCAAUAUCUUCACCUCACUCAAAGGGCUCUGUGAAAAGGGGCUCUGCUUCAGACAAGAGUGAUGCCACUCUGGUGGAGGAGCAGAGGAGUCCCUGCUACCCGGGCUUGGAGGCCCUGACUAGAGACUCCAGAUGGGGAGGCUCAGUUUCCGAGAGAAGCUCUGUCCACAACCUGGUGAAGAGCGCCUACUCUGACUGUACACUAGGUGGCGCAUCGGGCGACACACUUCGCAGUUUGGGCUUGGACAAUAAGAAAUCCACCAGAAGCCCUGGCCUGUCUCCAGCUGGCUCUCCUACAGGCUCUGGUUCGCCUCGUGUGUCUCCAAGCAGCGCCUCCCUAGCUGGGGCAGACACCCUGGGCCUGGGGUCCGGCUCUCCUCACUCCUCAGCCCGCCCCAGCUCAUCCUCAUCCCUGUCGUCUUCAGCCAGAGCAGAGCCCAAGGCUGCUGGUGAUCUCCACUACACCCCAGGGGUGUUGCAGCAGCGUAUGUCUGCAGAACUCAAUUACCUGGAAUCUAUAGAGGAGUCAGUGCGUCAGCUGGGUGACGUGGAGCGGCUGAGGGGCGUGUCUCUGGCUCAGCAUGAAAGCGUCUCGCUCGCCCAAAUACUCAAGGCGCAGCAGCAGCGGCACGAGCGUGACCUUUAUGAGCUGAAGGUAAAGGCAGAGCAGGAGGCACUGGAGACCCAACGUCAGCUGGAGGAGACACGGCAGAAAGCAGCCAGGGCUCACGUGGAGCUGCAGGAGAACAUGGCUCAGACCCAGCAGCAGUCUCUGGGAGGCAUGCAGGAGGCCACCACUAAGAUGAUCAGCCAACAGGCUGAGUCUGUACGCUAUACGGCCGAAGCUGCCCGCCAGAUCAAAGAGAUGACCGAUCUGGCACGUUCUCAGAUUGCUGGAGCCAUAGGUGUCCCUGCUGCUGCUCCCAUCACCACCCUGUUUGACCAGCAGAGGCAGCAUCACCAGAGCUUCAUGAAGCAGCUCCAGUCCCGCACUGACACAGAGAGCUCCAGGAGUGAGGUGUCUGCUGCCUGGACCAGGACUGAGGAUCCCCUCUCCUCCCUGGACAGCCGCUCUGACUCCAUCCCCUCCAGGAGACCCACCCUCAGUGGUGGAGAGAGUAGCAGCCACAUGAGUCCCUCCUUGGCCUCAUCUGACAAGAGGGAGAGGAGGAAGGCUGAGACAGGUAACAGCUCAGUGGAGGAGGAGGCCCAUACAGCAGCUGAUGACUCCAUCCCCAGUGACAGUGUGCAGUCCCUACUGGAUGAGAAAGACAGCACCUCAGUUGCUACAGAGUACUCUCUGAAGUUUGAUGAGUCCAUGACGGAAGAUGAGAUUGAGGAACGUUCGUUCCGCUCUCUGCUUCCCUCUGAGUCCCACCGGCGGGGAGCGGUGGAGAAGAGAGGUCCCCGUGAGGACUCAGACAACCAACCCAGUCAGGAGAAGACCACAGAACAGGACAGCUCCAAGCAGCAGCAGGAUGGCAGCAUGCCCUUCUCUAGCGGGCAGGACAGCUUCUCCAGGUUCACCAUGGACAUGGUGCGUCAGUACAUGAAGGAGGAGGAGGUGCGCGCCCACCACCAGAGCUCCCUGCUGCGCCUGCGACAGAAGGCCCUUAAGGAGAAGACCAAGGCCGAGCUCGCCUGGCUGGAGCAUCAGAAAAGGCGCUUCAGAGACAAGGGUGAAGAUGACAAGAUGCCGCCCAUCAGAAAGAAGCAACGAGGCCUACUGAUGAAACUUCAACAGGAGCAGGCGGAAAUCAAGUGUCUGCAGGAGGCCAACAAGGCAGCCAGGAAGGAGAGGCAUCUGCUGCUCAAACAGCAGGAGGAGAUAGAGAGGAUGAGAUACACCACCCUCAAGCUGAAGGAGCGCCUCAAGUGUGCCAGCACCGGUGACACCCCACCAGAGACUCCAGUGUCAGAGCCUAUAGAUGAGGCAGCUUCCCCCAGUGCUGCGAUAACAGACGGGGACGUGCGCAGUGCCUCUCCCCUCUCAGUGUCUGGCAGUGAGACCAGCAGCAUCAUGCAGAAGCUCAAGAAGAUGCGCUCUCACAUGGAGGAGAAACACUGCUCUCCUGUGCACUACUUCUUCUGUGUGUUUACGGCCCACCACUGGGCCUCUCUCAGUCUCUGUUUCCCCAAUCUCCAUCCCAACCUCCAGCUGUUUAUCUACAACCAGUUGGUCAGGUUCCUGACCAAGCGGGAGCAGGGUUUGAUGCAGCGGCGGAGGCAUGCGGAGGAGCUGCUGGAGUGGAAGCAGAGGCUGGAUGCUGAGGAGGCAGAGGUGAGGCACAUGGAGAAGCAGGCCAUGGCUGCCUGGGACAGAGAGUGUCCUAGAGACCGAGACCAGAGGUCAGAACAGAGAGAGAGCCCCAAUGCCAGCCCCAGCCAGCACAGCCCUGAGGGCAGAACUGACAGAGACUCUGUGAGUGGGGGUGACUACUCCCCAGUUGUGACUGGCUCCAGCGUGCACACAGAGCUGUCUGGGUCCCAGCAGCCAGACAUCCCCUCCACUGAUCAGCCUUGCUCUGUCUCUGAGCUGCCCUCUGCCCAGCACAGCCCCUCUAUCUACACCCAGGACUUUGACUCCCCCUCUGCGAGCAGGAGGUCUCUACCAAAAGCCAGCCUCGACACUAACACACACCCAGAGGGCAGCAGCAGCAAGAUGCAGCACCGCUCCUCCUCCAGGACCGCCAGCCACGACCCCAAGGCCACUGACACCCCUUCAGGCAUACACACAGAGCCCAUGUCAGAUCAGAGAGAUAUCGAGAGCCGUAUACGUGCCCUGAAAGAGGAGCUGCGCAAACGCAAGUCUGUGGUGUACCAUCUGAAGAAAGAGCAGAAGAAGAGGCACAAAGAGCGUCUGAAAGCCCAGGAGGCCAGCCUACUGAAGCAGCUAGAGUCCUACAAUGACUUCAUUGAGAAGACCAAGACUGAGUUGAAUAAGGAACCAGACUCGACACCCUCUGCCAAGCCUCAAAUCAAGGCCCCCAUCUCAGCCACAGAGAAGCCCCAGAUUAAAUCACCACCUCCUUACAGGUCUGAAACCAGCCAAAACUGGAAGGUUGUCUCUGACUCUGAGAAAGCUGAGAAGACCCUUCCACAUUCUCCAGUUGGACAAGAUGACCUCAGUAAAUAUACCUCAGGGCAUGAGGAGUCCUCAGACGAGGACCCCCCUACAGUCACCCCAACUCCAGUGUAUGGGAGUCCAGAGCACACCAACGGUCUAAGGGGCCUGCUGUCCCCCGAGAAUCUCCCCAGGCAGCUUUCUGAGGGGGCACUCCCUCUGAGGGAGCCAGCCAGACCACAGGCCACCAACUCGGGGGAUGAGAGCGUUGUCUCCAGCCUCCGGUCAGAGGUCAUGGAGGAGCUGGACUCUGUGAAGUCUGAAGGCUCUGAGCAUUCUCAUUCCCGCUCUGAAGACCGACACUUUGACCAUCUACUCAAACUUGACCUAGAGCAGAGACCAGCUUCCCAGCAGCACCAGUCUCUGUCUGAACAUGUUUCCAUAAUGAAAGGAGAACAAGGGCUUUCCCCGAUAAGCAGUCUUGAUGUUGAUGAGAAAUCACCAUCCCCCAUUAAAGAGCGAUCAUACAGCCCUGAGUCUGAUGCUUUUUCAUCAAAUAGGGACUUUUCAGCCAAGGGUAAGGAGGCCUCUCCUUCAGCUGAUGAUUAUCAUGAGGACUUUGAAUCCUCAGUGGAGUCAUCACUCAGGGAGGACAACCAAGGCUCCAAACCUACCUCACCGUCCCGCCAAGAGACCAGGGAAGCUUCCCACAGUAGUUCACCCUUCUACAGUAGUGAGGAGGAUAUCGGUGAAGAGCUGAGUGAAAGAUCUGGAGCUAGUUGUGGCAGUCCUUGCUCUGAAAGACUUCUGGACCUGAAUAGCCAGACCAAGGAUUCCCAGGAGAAGGUCAUUAGUUCAAACCGCUCUCCAACUAUCUCCCCUUCCCAGACACCACCUUCACAAUCAGUGGAUGAAAUGCCUAACUUCACCAUUGGGGACAGGGUUUUAGUGAGCAACGUCCAGCCUGGUACGCUUAGAUUCAAGGGCCACACCAGCUUUGCCAACGGCUUCUGGGCUGGAGUAGAGCUGGACAAGUUUGAGGGAAGCAACAAUGGCACCUACGAUGAGGUGGUUUACUUUGAGUGUGAGGAGGGCCAUGGCAUCUUUGCUCCUCCAGACAAGAUCUCCCAUCUGCCAGAUAAGUUUGAGAUCUAUGUGGAAACCACAGAGGAUGAGGACUCUUUCCUUGACGACCAGUCUGAAGACGAGACAAAGAAACACCACAUUGAGAAGACACACGGGGGGAAUCUGAGAAAUAGAAAAGAGGAAACGUCUCAGAAGAGUUAUGAUUCUGAAGACAAAGGACCUACUGAUGUGAAUGAUGGUUCAGCUGAACACAAGAUAAACCUGACCAACUCGCAUGAGUUCAAAGAGGGAGAGUAUCCAAUGUCCAAUGGAAGAACCAAGACAAUCAUUCUGGACCUUGAAGAUGUGCCUACCAGUCUCUUCAGCACUGACAUAGACAGUAAGAUAGCCUUGGGGGAAAACACUCUUAAUGAGACCACUACCCUCAUUGAGAGGAACGGCCUAGAUACCCAUCAGAAGUCUACUCCAGAGCAAACCGUGGAGAAAGACGCCCUCUGUGCUUUUGCAGAGAAGCUCCUCAACAACUUCAUGAAAGAUGCUGUGACGCAAUUCACACAGAUCAGAAAGGCCAAAGAAGAGAAGAUAUCAGCUUAUAAUCAAAUGCAAGAUGACUUUUUUAAUGAUGAGGGUGGGGUGACUGUCUCCCGACCACAGUCUGUAGCACAAAGAGAUGGUCUGCCCUUCUUCCUAGAUGCAGAGCAAGAAGAGCAAGUCUCCUCUCCAGAACUCUGUAACCGGCCUGAGAGUCCAGUGUUGGGGGCCACUGGUCAGGAGGAGUUGGCCAAACGUCUGGCUGAGCUGGAGCUGAGCCGCGAGCUACAGGAUGAACUGGGAGACGAGCAGGACUGGUUCGAUGAGGACUAUGGCCUCAGCUCUCAUAGAGAGCAGCAAAGACAGAAACGGAGGCAGCAGCAGGAAGAAGAGGGGCUGUCUGCUGGCUCAGGAUGCCAGGUGAAGACCCCACCCAGACCAGAGCUGCCCCUGCAGCCCAAGCUCCCUGAGCAGCCUGCUAUGGUGGUUCCCCACUCCGCCCCUGAAGUGGAGAAACUGGUCCAUGCUGCCACCCAGGAGAUCUGGGACAGAUUUAAACUGGGCCAGGGCACACAGACCCUCGCUGGUCUCCCCGUCCUCAAGCCUUCAGAGGAGUUCCUGGGCUGCGAUACCAUAGGCCAAGAUAAAGGUCAAUGUGUUCGCAGCUACAGACAGGCUGUUUAUGACUUAACAUGGGAGAUCAUCCAGGAGAUCUUUGCAGAGGAUCCUAACGCCCAUCAGCCUCAGUGGGUGAAGCCUCGACGCAUGAACUCCUCCUAUUUCCAUAGAGUAAUGAGCCCUGGCGACAUCACCAGGGUUCAGGUGUUCAUCACCACCGAGGUGUUGAAGCUGUAUGGCCUGAAGAAAGACCACAACCAGAAAACAGAUUGGCAGAAGAUGCUGAAAUUCGGGAGGAAAAAACGGGAUCGAGUAGAUCAUAUUCUGGUCCAGGAGCUUCACGAGGAAGAGUCUCAGUGGGUGAACUACGAUGAAGAUGAGCUCUAUGUCAAGAUGCAGUUGGCUGACGGGAUCUUUGAUGCAUUGAUAAAGGACACGGCAGAAGUUCUCUCUCAAAUUCAGGAGAAGAGAUCAAAAAGAGCCCUUUCCUGAGCUUUUAAACCUCCGUUUUAAACCCACCUUCCACCAGACAUUUCCUCCCACAGCCAAUGUGCCAAUGAUCUCCGGAUGCCUUCAUUUCAGUCAAACUGGUACCUCUCUGCUACACAGAUUUGGAUCAGCUAAUUGUGGAUCUACCACAUGUCUUACACCAAACAUCUUUGAUCCAGCCUUUAACCAAUAUGUAAAGCCUCCCACGCUGGCCCACCUGUUCAUGGCCAGUCAAAGAUGGAGUAGACCUAGUUUUGCAUUAAAUGAAUCAAUGCUGCUAAAUGUAAUGUUCCAUGACAAACUCAUGGUUUUUGUGAUGAGCACAGGGGUAAUUUGACAAGACACUAAAGACAGGACGAUAAGGAUUACUAGAGUAUGGAAGAGUCAUUGGGGUUAUCAGAUCUUUUUUUUUAAAUUAUAGUAUACAAAUAAAUAUUUUGCCUCCCGUAUUGUGAUAUUUAUUGUGAACUAUUUGAUUAGAAUUUUUUUUUUUUUUUUGUAAGUAAUCUUGCUGUUAACAUGUUUAGAAACAAAGUUUAUUUGAGCAUUUUGUAAAACAGACUGAUGAAAUAACAAAGCACAAAAAUAAAUGGGAAUGUGAAAAUGGCAAUUCACUGUAUAGGGAUUUAAAGGGAAUGUUGUUGAAAAGACCUGCAAAGAUAUCUAUUUGUAUUUAAUAUUUAAAUAUCUUAUUAGUAAUUGGUGAAUUUGACCACUGUCCCUUUUCUUCCAUAGUUUUACCUGUUAACUAGCCUCUUGGCCACAAACAGACACCAAGAGGUUCUACAUGGUUAGAAACCUUUAAUUCUGUCAUGCUGGAUUCAAGCCUUAAGAUGAGUUUUUUACCUGUUUCAGUUAAAGUGCCUCUGUUCUGUAUGAUUAUGAAUUGCCUCACUCAAGAAGAGCAACACAAUUUAUAGGCCUUAAGUGAUGUAUCUACUCUUUUUAAUGUUAUUUACAUAUAUACCAUGUUUUUCAUAAAUACCUAAAGGAUAACUUUUCCCCAACUGGGUAAACCUUCAGUCUCUGCCUUAUUCUGUGUCUAUCGAAGCAUAGUUCUAUCAGAGAACACCUUCUUGAAAUUUGCCUUUUGGCAUUUGAGUCACUAAUUCAGAAACAUUAGAAAUGCAAUACAGACAAGAAGUAUUGCAUUUCUCAUGUUUCUGAAUCAGUGACUCAAAUGCCAUUUAUGGUAGGUAGAUAAACUAGCUUCUGUGUCGUUAUGCCUCUGUGGAUGUCACUGAUGAUGCACAUUUGAUAUACUGUAAGGCAACCAAGUGUUCUCGCCAUUCGUCCACGUACACAAUGGCUUUUGCAUCAUGGUAACAAGUGAGUCAUGGAUUAAUCUGUGUGGGUCGUAGCAUUCAACAUUGAUGUUCAAGGGCUUACUCUUCUUUAGCUACUUCAGUCCAAGAAUACUGUGAUGUAGCUACAGAUGAAUUUAACAUGCAUGACUGUGCUUGUCAACUGUAAUGCCUGUUAGCAAAGUGACUUUAAUGGUGGUAAUGAAAGUUUGCAUACCAAUUAGCAUUUACCACCACUGUUCUUGUACCGGAUGAAGGGGUAGAUAUUUAAACUGUCUAUUGCUAGGGCUGUACAUUUUCCUUUGAAACCUGUUUCUCCAUGAUAUGCCUAAUUUCCGGUCCCUAGAUGUGUUUAAUGAGAGAACUAUGAUUUGAUUUGUACCUAGGAAAUGCAUUUCCACAAGGCUGUGUAUUGCAACACUUCCCCAGGGAUUGACAUUUAGGGAUGCCCUAUUUUGGGGUGGCAGGUAGCCAAGUGGUUAGAGCGUUGGGCCAGUAACCGAAAGGUUGGUGGAUCGAAUCCCCGAGCUGACAAGGUAAAAAUCUCUUGUUCUGCCCCUGAACAAGGCCGUUAACCCACUGUUCCUAGGCCGUCAUUGUAAAUAAGAAUUUGUUCUUAACUGACUUGCCUAGUUAAAUAAAAAAAUCCCAACUGCAAAGAAUUUCAUAAGCCUACAAUUGAUAUUUCUGGUUCCUCCCAGUUAAGUGAAAGACAGAACAUUUGUGGGGCAAGUUGAGCCUGGUGAGAUUUUUUUUUGUACUGACAACCAUUAUACUAAGAAUUCCAGUACUGAUGUUUCUGAUUCUUCCCAUAUGUGUAGGUGAAAGGCAGGCAAUAUGACACUUCUGAGUGUAAAUACGACUAAUAAAACUAACUAGCUCAUUUACAUUUUCUGGGAAGUGAUAAUCUUCAGGUAACUGAAAAAUAGUCCUGACUUGUCUGACUUUAAUGUUAAUUCCUGGUGGUCUAGAAUGGUUAAAAAAAUCUGAAUUGAUUGUAGUUUGGGGAUGAAAUGUCCCAUUUAUAUCUAUGCAGUAUUUGUUGUUUGGAUACAUUGUUUUACAAGCCAGCUUUGUAGUCUCAUUGAAUAACAAUAUAGUUGAAGUUCUCUGGGCCUCCCAUAGGACAGUCAAAAUGCCUCAUUGUUUUCAAACUGCUGUCUGUCUCGGAUUGUGUUGGGCCUUACUGUGAAAGGCACAAGCUGAGGCUCACCAAACAACGUUUUAUAGAGAUGCUGACUAAUGGAGAGUAAAUUAUCAAAAUAAAAAGUCUCACAUUAAUUAUGCUCCCAAACAUUUAAUGGGAAUAACAACCAACGUUUGGGCAUGCAGUGUCUUCUUCAGGGUUGCCUUGCUUUGAGGACAGGGAUUUCAAUUCCAAAACAAAAAUGUAUAUUAGUCAAAAAUGGUUAGAUAAUCAAAUGGCCUGCAGACUAGCAAAAUGUUUUUGCAUCUUUAAAGUGUAUGAAUAUUUAUAAUAAUGUACUACUGUGAGAGACGCAGGUGCACUUGAAGACUUGUACAUUGUUUUAUGGGGUGUUCUUGUAUAUUGAAUCAAUCACUAUUGAAUCUAUAUGAUUAUUGUAAAAUAAACAUUGUUCACUUUGCGGAUAUGUAUAUAGUAUACAUAUAUAUUUGUUAACUAAAUUGAACUUUGAAAUUGUAAAUAAAGCUUUCAUUAUUUACACAUUA
This is a messenger RNA of Oncorhynchus mykiss (rainbow trout), 12482 nucleotides long. RefSeq names its product centrosomal protein 350 (gene cep350). Gene Ontology annotation, molecular function: microtubule binding. Gene Ontology annotation, cellular component: centrosome. Gene Ontology annotation, biological process: microtubule anchoring. NCBI's taxonomy places the organism in Eukaryota, Metazoa, Chordata, Actinopteri, Salmoniformes, Salmonidae. The record is from RefSeq and is a predicted model, not a curated record.